Messenger RNA from Caenorhabditis sp. 36 PRJEB53466, 3030 nucleotides. Lineage: Eukaryota; Metazoa; Nematoda; Chromadorea; Rhabditida; Rhabditidae. The record is from the annotation of a GenBank genome assembly.
AUGGAGAUGCUCAUUCCGUCGCCGGUCCUGGACACUCUUCUCCAGAGAAUCGGUGCUGUUUGCACUCCUCCUCAUCUCGAUCACACCAUUAUUCCUUCGAUCAUCAUCGACGAGCUCAAAACGUACACGGUCCGGAACUGGCGGGACGGCGAACUUUCGAACGGGCACGCGUUGUCAACGCUGGCGUUGAAGGCGUUGAUCAGAGGAAAACUGAGAAAGGACACAGUCGACGAACUGAUGUUCAAGGUGAUCAGCAAUGAGCCCGUCGACAUUUCACAAGAAUGCGAACGGCCCCUGGAGCCCUAUAGUCUAAUUUAUGAAACUCUCAUAAAGACCAGGAGCGGAGUGAGGAGAACGUUCGAUUGCUUCCGGAAACAGAUUGGCAGACUUAUCGGCAGAGGUAAAUGUGCCCAAACUGACUUUUUCGUUCUCACUUUCAAAUAUUUCAGAGGAAUGGCCCUUACCCUGUCGGAUUAUGAAAACAGCGCGAGGAGCGUUGAGAGGUGAGAACACGGAACGCCACUGAACAUUUCAAAACAAACAAAGUAUUUCAGUGCCGAAAUUCGACACAAUCAAGAGUGAUCCGUGCGUAAUGAGCUUUUUGUUGCUGGGAGAACUGGAGCGAACCGAGGGCCGCAUCGUGCACAUUUACAUCCUCGACCACUUUUGUCGCGUGUACAUUGACGGUUUUUCGGUGGUUGAACUAUCGUUCCCGGACGGAGAAAGGCACGGAACGUCGUGGGCGCUCAUCUUCGCCCGCAUCGCACUCUCCCCCUGCACACACCACGUUUACCUCCUUUUCGGCUACUCCAACUCUAGUCCACGCAACAAAACAUCGGCGAUCGGUCUCUACAGCCUUCCCAAUGAAUUCAAUUCGGGUAGUCGUUUGGUAGUCAGUACUUGCUAAACAAAAUGCAAAACUUGAGAUCUUCCGCGCGAGCAGUACGAGGAUCUUAACGAAAAGUUCGAACGGUUCAUCGCGCAACUCGAUCCGGUCAUUCCCGACGACGAAUGGAAGGCGACGUUCGUGCGCGGAAACCGACGAAUCUUUUCCACGUUCAACGGCAUUUUCUACGACAUUUUCGUAGGCACCGCACUGUUUCCGGCAAGCACCGGGCACAGAAUGUACGUCGGAAAUCAUUAUCAAAUGUUUGCGUGUUUUGAUUGAGUUGCUUCACUGAAUGAAUAUGUUUGAGCCACGGUCUCCAGAGCUGACAUGGGCGCAAGUGCGCCCCGCCCAAUAGAGCGAUACAUUGGCGCGAAAUUCAAAUUUUAGCAGCAAAAUUUGUGUUUUUUGUCAGAUUAGCCACGAAAAACCGAUAAUUUCUCAUUUGUCUUUUUUUUAGCGCAAGAGCGCUAAAUUCGGUCAUGUCGCAAAUCACAUUUAUCCGCUUGAAGAUUUUUGGCUAAAACUGCGUGAAUUUCAGUUGCUUUUCGGUAGUUCGAGCGCUCAAAAUGUUCGUAUUUACGUGAUUUAUCAUUCUCAAAACCAAUUUUGUCUGAAAACGGUCAAGAAAGCGCAAAAUGAGAAGUGCGGUUUUUAGGCGGCGAUCGGCGGCGAUCGGCUAAAAAGCAAAGUCCGCGAAAAAUGCGCCAAAACGUCAUUAAUUCGGUGAGAAUUCGUGUGUUUUCAUGUCGAACAAUCAUUUUUCAUCGCCUUUGACCACAAAAAUCAGAGAAAACGUGCUCAAUUCAUGAAAACGCCAUUUGGCCGAGGCCACGCCCAUAUUGUCAGCUCUGGAGACCGUGAGUAGCGAUAUAGAACUCCAUGAUUGGAAAACGCGCUCCACUGCAUAUACAUAUUCGUAUUGCCGCUCGGACCUUGCGUACCUUGCGCAAGAAACAUCUGUCUGUUCGUCCUCUCCUCAUUAGCCCAUUGACCCAACGGUCUCAGUCCAUUCAUUAUCUGCCAUCUCUUUUCGUCCUCAUCGAUCCUCAUCGAUUCCUCAUCGAUUCCUCACCGACUCCCGAUGGCAAAUUCUCUCAUCAUUACCAUUCCUCAUUCUGUCAACUGUUUGGAAUGUCUCAUAUUGAGAGUAAUGAAAAGGGCCGUUCCCUCCUCGCUCAACCACACGCUCCUUCCGUCAAUCAUCGAGAAUGAACUCAGAAAGUUUUCGGAUAGCAAUAAUGAUCUGGAGUGUCCACAAAAUGAGCCGAAAUCGCUGGCGCUUCUCGCCACCAAAGCGUUCAUGGAAGGGAUGAGCAAAAACGAUGAAAUGCUCGCUCUUUUGCUCAAAGUGAUUUCCGCUGAACCUGUUGACUUUUUCGAAAUUGCUGAACGGAAAUGGAAGCCGAAAAAGAAGAAAAUGAAGAAACCGGCAUUUCUUCGUUUGAUCCGAGAUUCGAUGGAAAAAAGUGUCAGCUUCGUGGAAUGGAUGCUCAGAGAAUCGCAAUUGGAACACGUCUCUUUCAACAGAUGGCAACUGAACCGACAUCUAUUGAAAAGUAAGUGUUUCCCGAAUAAUACUCUACGACUUUUGAUUGAUUUUAAAAUUUCAGUACCAAAGUUUGACACAUUAAGCAGCGAUCCAAUUCUGAUGUCGGAGAUUUUGAUGACGAGCAUAAAAAAACGGCUCGGCCGCGUUCAGAUUUUUGUUCUCAAACACUUUUAUCGAGUGAUCAUUGAUGGUCGGAUCGUUGUCGAAUCGGUUUAUUUUCGAUAUUUGCGCGAAAGAACGUUCUGGCCGCGCCUCUUCUUCAACGGUGCCUGCUUGUUUUUCACAGACACGAUCGAGAUUUUUGUCGGUGGUAAGUUGACCAGAGAGGGAAAAGUUUCGAGGGGUCUAAAUUGCAGAAUAUCCAAGGGACAGUUUGGAAUAUCUGAAAAACUGUAUGGAUUCAAUGCUCAGGGAUGUCAAUUCGAAGGUCCCGGCCGGCGGAUGGGAAGCACUUUUCGAGAAAGGAAAUCGGGCGAUUUACGAGCGAUCCAACUUCUCGAUCACAGGGGCAUUCUUCAGACAUGUGAGACUUCGAUUGGCGACCAAUUUUGAAGAAGAACAGGCUUCCCGUUACUGUACUUUUCAGUUUUAA